This is a messenger RNA of Ostreococcus lucimarinus CCE9901, 2634 nucleotides long. RefSeq lists its product with no specific name. Gene Ontology annotation, molecular function: metalloexopeptidase activity. Gene Ontology annotation, biological process: proteolysis. NCBI's taxonomy places the organism in Eukaryota, Viridiplantae, Chlorophyta, Mamiellophyceae, Mamiellales, Bathycoccaceae. The record is from RefSeq and is a predicted model, not a curated record. Bases 1 to 2634 code for a protein of 877 amino acids. The transcript has a single exon.
AUGGCCGAGGCGCUCGCGCGGGACGCGGGCGCACACGGCGUCGCGUCCUGGACGACCGCGGAGACGCGCGCGACGUCGACGUGGACGAGCGAGGCGUACGAGACGACGUACGCGAACGCGACGGCGACGACGACGAAGGCGAUGAAUCGGGACGCGAUCGAGCGGUUAGGGUACGACGAGCGCGUGGUCGUCGUGAGCGCGCACGUGGACACGGCGCACGCGAGCGCGGGCGGGAGCGACGCGGGAGCGUGCGCGGCGAUCGCGCUGGAGACGAUGCGGGCGCUGUCGGCGCGAAUCGCGGCGGCGGCGAACGAAAAGGCGAAGAGCGGAGGGACGGCGUCGCCGGUGAUGUGCGACGCGAAAGCGCGGCGGUGCGCGUCGGUGGUUUUGACGUUUAGCACGGCGGAGGAGGACGGAUUGGCGGGCGCGCGAGGGUUGACGGCGUCGCGGGAGUGGGCGCGGCGAGCGCCGCAGGCGAUUUUAAACCUCGAGUCGAUGGGCGCGGGCGGGCCGCAUCGAAUGUUUCAGGCGCGCGCGGACACGGCGGUCGGAAGGCAGGCGCUGCGCGCGUGGGCGCGCGUCGCGCCGCUCGCGAGCGGCGGCGUCUUCGGAGACGAUGUGUUCAAGUCGGGGUUGAUCAACAGCGGCACCGAUUACUCGGUGUUUCGGAAAUUUAGCGACGCCGAGGCGCUGUUCGAUUUCGCGUUCGUCGAGCGCACGAUGGUGUAUCACACGCCGCGAGAUCGGGUGAAAUAUAUCCGGCCGGGGUCGUUUAAGCAUUCGGGGGAGAAUUUGCUCGAGUUUUUAUCGGACUACGUCACGCGCGGCGGAUUCGAGAGCGAAGGCGACGACGCGCGCGCGACGAAAUCAUCGCCGCCGGUGUCGUGGUACACGAUCCCUGGAUACGGCAUGGUGGUGCACGACGCGCCUCGGCGCGAGACGCACGCGGUCUUCUUCGCCGCGCCGCUCGUCCUCUUCGCCGCGUUUUUGCACAAGGCGUACGUCGGCGAAAUAUUCGCCUCGUCGUCGGCUUGCUCCGAAGCCGCGCGCGUUCGCAUGGAAAACACGUUUCGACUCAUGGUGAGCGUCCCGUUCGUCAUCGCGGGGUGCGCCGCGAGCUGGAUGGGUGCCAUCGCAUCAGCCGCGCUCGCGCCCGCGACGGUGGCGUUCGCGUUCGGCGAGCCGAGUUUGUACGUCGCUCGUCCGCUCGCGCUCGGCGCGCUCGCGGGCUCAGCCGCGUGUCUCGCCUUCAUCUGCGUUCAAAGGUUCACGCGCAUGCUCGCGUUCGCGAUGAUGCCCUUACCGGUGAAGAUGAAAUCGAACGCCGACGACGAGCGCGUCGUCGAGUGGUCGCUGCUUCUGGGAAACGUCGCGAUUUGGGGCGCGGCGGCGUCUCGCGCGACGCGCGCCGAGAUCGGCUCGUCCUACAUCCCGCUGCUUUGGCUGAUAUUGCCGUCGUCCAUAAUCAUCGCGCCGGUUCUCGUGCCGUGGAUUCUCGCGCAUGGUCGAUCGAGCGAAACGGAAGCCGCGCCGCCGCCGCCGACGCCGAUGAACGUCGCGUUCGCCAUCGCCGCGCCGGUGUGGAUUACGUUUCCGAACGCCGCCCUCGUGCUUCGCGUCUUGCAAGGCAUCGGCGCGCGUUCGCCUCUGAGUGAUGAUAUCGUGUAUCUCUACGACGCCAUCGGCGGCGCCGUGGUCGGGAUCUUCGUCGCCAUGACGUGUAGCUUUUUGGUUCCGGGCGCGGUGGCGAAGGAGGACUCGGCGUCGUGGCGGCGCGGCGCCAGGAUCUCAAUCAUCACGCUCGCUUCGGCGUGCGCGUAUACCGUGGUUUUCAUGCGCGCGAACGCGGGCGUGCACUGGACGGCGUUGUCGCCGCAGCCACUGGUCUUGACGCACAUCUCCGACGCGUCGUUUUCUCGCUCGCGCGUCGUGUUGGCGCGCGCUGGAGCGUCUCGCACGCGACGCGUCGUCGAGCACCUCGAAUCCAACCCCGCCAUCGCUCGCGCGUUCACGUUCGAUUGCACCGCCAACGCGACGUAUGAUUUUGUGAACACCGUCGUCAGGGGCGCGUGCGUGAUCGAUGCGAAACAGAAGACACCCGGCGUCGACGCGCUCGCGAUGGAGGCGAGAGCCACUGGAGCGUCGCCGCCGAAAUUUACGACGCCGCGCCAAAGACACGCACCGAACGUGCGUUCGGUGACGAUGGACGUGGGCGAAAGCACGCGAUGGGUGCUCGCGGUGGACACGCGGUGCGUCGCUCGCGUCGCCAUCAAGGCGCUUUACGAUGAAAACGACGACGAAUCGCCCGAGCAAUGGGUGCGCGUCGAGCCGUACGCGCCCGGCGGCAAGAAACGACACGUGCUCAACGGCGUCGGCGGCCUCUCGGCGCCGUCGACGUACGCGAUUUGGUAUGAAACGCGCGACGCGGAGACGCGCGCUCGUUACUUUUCGAGCGACGACGAAGCGCAAGCGCGCGCGUGCGCCAAAGGCUUGCGCGCGCGAACGGAUUACGUCGCGCGAACGCCGAGCGUCGUCGCCGUCGACGCGGCUUUGCCCACAUGGGCGGUGCCGUUCGGUAAACAUCGAAGCCCGCAAUGGCUAGGUUUCGUAGAAACGCACGAUGUGUUGAAUUGA